GUUUCCAUUAAGAAUAUUGAAAGAGAACUCAUUUGCCCAGCAUGCAAAGAGCUGUUUACCCACCCAUUGAUUCUCCCUUGUCAACAUAGUAUCUGUCAUAAAUGUGUAAAAGAACUCUUACUGACACUUGAUGAUUCAUUCAAUGAUGUGGGAUCAGACAACUCCAACCAGAGCAGCCCUCGGCUCCGGCUCUCAUCGCCCAGCAUGGAUAAAAUUGACAGAAUUAACAGACCAGGUUGGAAGCGCAGUUCAUUGACCCCCAGGACAACUACUUUUCCUUGCCCUGGCUGUGAGCAUGAUGUGGAUCUUGGAGAACGAGGGAUCAACGGUCUGUUUAGAAAUUUCACUUUGGAAACUAUUGUCGAGAGGUACAGACAGGCAGCUAGGGCAGCCACAGCCAUCAUGUGUGACCUGUGUAAGCCACCACCUCAGGAGUCCACGAAAAGUUGCAUGGACUGCAGUGCAAGCUAUUGCAAUGAAUGCUUCAAAAUUUAUCACCCAUGGGGUACUGUCAAGGCUCAGCAUGAGUAUGUGGGGCCAACCACUAAUUUUAGACCCAAGAUCUUAAUGUGCCCAGAGCAUGAGACGGAGAGAAUAAACAUGUACUGUGAGUUGUGCAGGCGGCCAGUGUGUCACCUGUGUAAGCUGGGUGGCAAUCACUCCAAUCACCGUGUCACCACCAUGAGCAGUGCCUACAAAACCUUAAAGGAAAAGCUUUCAAAGGAUAUUGAUUACCUUAUUGGGAAGGAGAGCCAGGUUAAGAGUCAGAUUUCUGAACUGAACUUGUUAAUGAAAGAAACAGAGUGUAAUGGAGAGAGGGCCAAAGAAGAAGCGAUUACACACUUCGAAAAGCUCUUUGAAAUUCUAGAAGAGAGGAAAUCAUCUGUUUUGAAGGCAAUCGAUGCUUCUAAGAAACUAAGAUUAGACAAAUUUCAGACUCAAAUGGAAGAAUAUCAGGGGCUUCUAGAAAACAACGGACUUGUAGGAUAUGCUCAAGAAGUGCUUAAGGAGACAGACCAGUCUUGCUUUGUACAGACGGCAAAACAACUCCACCUCAGAAUACAGAAAGCUACGGAAUCCUUGAAGAGCUUUAGACCUGCAGCUCAGACUUCGUUUGAAGAUUACGUUGUCAAUACAUCUAAACAAACAGAACUUCUUGGAGAAUUGUCCUUCUUCUGUAGUGGCAUAGAUGUGCCCGAGAUCAAUGAGGAACAGAGCAAAGUUUAUAACAAUGCCUUGAUAAACUGGCACCAUCCAGAAAAGGAAAACGCUGAUAGCUAUGUUCUUGAAUACCGGAAGAUUAACAGAGAUGACGAAAUGUCAUGGAAUGAGAUACAAGUGUGUGGCACAAGUAAAGUCGUUUCAGAUCUUGAAAACAAUUGUAACUACGCUUUCAGAGUGAGAGCCUACAGGGGUUCAAUCUGUAGUCCUUGCAGCAGAGAACUGAUUCUCCAUACUCCUCCAGCUCCAGUUUUCAGCUUCCUGUUUGAUGAAAAGUGUGGCUAUAACAAUGAACACCUCUUGCUGAACUUGAAGAGGGACCGGGUAGAGAGCAGAGCUGGAUUUAAUCUUCUUCUUGCUGCAGAACGGAUCCACGUGGGUUAUUACACAAGCUUAGACUAUAUCAUCGGAGAUGUUGGCAUUACAAAAGGGAAGCACUUUUGGGCCUUCCGUGUGGAACCAUAUUCUUACUUGGUAAAAGCUGGAGUUGCUUCCAGUGAUAAACUACAAGAAUGGCUCCGUUCUCCCCGGGAUGCAGUUAGCCCAAGAUAUGAGCAAGACAGUGGGCACGACAGCGGAAGUGAAGAUGCCAGUUUUGAUUCUUCACAGCCCUUUACGUUAGUUACUAUAGGCAUGAAGAAAUUCUUUAUACCCAAGUCACCUACCUCUUCCAAUGAACCUGAAAGUAGAGUUCUUCCCAUGCCAGCAAGUAUUGGGGUCUUCCUUGACUAUGACAAAGGCAGAGUGAGUUUUUACGACGCAGAUCACAUGAAAUGCCUCUACGAGCGCCAGGUGGACUGUGCCCACACAAUGUACCCAGCAUUCGCAUUAAUGGGCAGUGGAGGGAUUCAGCUGGAAGAACCCAUCACGGCGAAGUACCUGGAAUACCACGAGGACAUGUAGUUUAAAUCUCUAAUGUGACUUAGGGUAAAGGGGAGCAAAAAACCAUGCCUUGGUGUUAAAGCUUCAUAACUGAUUACACGUGGUCUUGUACUCUGUCACCACACUUGUCUUCUGUGGGUGAUUCUUGAAACAGAACCAGAACAGCCUCGCCCCUCCCUGUCGCCGUUCUGCCUCUUACAAACGAUGGGAGCGAGGAUGCUCUUUCCAGGUUACACUGCAGUGCUUAACCUGGGCUCUUUCCUUUCUGCACGGGAAAUCUCACUGAUUUAUGUCAGCUGGUACUGCUGAGUCGUACAUGGCUUUUUUCAGG
This is a messenger RNA of Tupaia belangeri chinensis (Chinese tree shrew), 2434 nucleotides long. RefSeq names its product tripartite motif containing 36 (gene TRIM36). The transcript is spliced from 9 exons. Gene Ontology annotation, molecular function: protein binding; ubiquitin-protein transferase activity; zinc ion binding. NCBI's taxonomy places the organism in Eukaryota, Metazoa, Chordata, Mammalia, Scandentia, Tupaiidae. The coding region runs from base 205 to 2124 and encodes 639 amino acids. Gene Ontology annotation, cellular component: acrosomal vesicle. Gene Ontology annotation, biological process: spindle organization; acrosome reaction. The record is from RefSeq and is a predicted model, not a curated record.